GGUGAUUAUGAAGCUCUCUCUUCAGAAUGUAAUUUCUGUAUAUAUGAUGAACUUCUUUAUAUGGGUGAUUAUGAUGAUUACGAAUCUAUCUUUUCAGAAUUUAUUUACGUGGGUGAUUAUGGAUAGCACCAAAAUGAUGAUUAUGAAUCUAUCUCUUCACUUGUGCAUAUAUCAAAAUGAUUUUCUCUCUCAUGGUUCAUAUUUAAGACUGUAACCAACCUCCACGAGCACUCACCCUCUCUCUCACACCAGCCUACCCAAAAAACAUGUUCCACUAGCUCUUCUCUCUCUCUCUCUCUCUCUCUCUUCUUUUGAGCAGGCAUUGUAUUGCACAUUGCAUUCUCUGUUCUGGGUCCUCUCCCUCUCUCUCUCCCUUCUCUGUUUCUUCUUGUAACAGUCAUUUUUCAUAGUAGCGUCCUGUCUCUGAGUUCUUUGAGCAGUCAUGGCACUUUCUUUCUGGAGUGUUCUUAUUUUCCUCGGUUUAUUCAUGUCGAUGCAUGAUGCGGCAUUAGAGAAUCAUAAUCGUGCUCUUUCCCCACCAAGAGGAUGGAAUUCUUAUGAUGCAUAUUCAUGGAUUAUAUCCGAGGAAGAAUUCCUUGAAAAUGCAAGGAUUGCAUCAGAAAAGCUGCUUAAUUAUGGAUAUGAGUAUGUAGUGGUAGAUUACCUGUGGUAUAGGAGAUUGGAAAAUGGAUCAAGUUCAAAUGCAUUAGGAUUCGAUGUUAUAGAUGAGUGGGGGAGGCCAACUCCUGAUCCAAAGAGAUGGCCUUCAUCCAAGGGUGGAAAAGGCUUCAAAGAAGUUGCCUCCAAAGUGCACAGUAUGGGUUUAAAAUUUGGAAUUCAUGUCAUGAGAGGAAUAAGCACACAGGCCGUCAAUGCCAACACCCCAAUAUUGGAUCCCUACAAGGAAAGUUUCUAUGAGGAAUCAGGGCGCAUAUGGAGAGCUAGAGAUAUUGGGCUUAGAGAAAGGGCAUGUGCGUGGAUGCCGUCAGGUUUCAUGAGUGUUGAUACAGAGCUGGGUGCUGGUAAAGCAUUCCUAAGGUCACUAUAUCAACAGUAUGCUGAAUGGGGUGUGGACUUUGUGAAGCAUGACUGCAUCUUUGGUGAUGAUUUGGACAUAAGUGAGAUAAGUGUUGUUUCAGAGAUAUUGAAAGAGCUAAGCCGCCCCAUCUUGUACUCUCUCUCUCCUGGUAGCCGAGCAACACCAGCAAUGGCUGCAGAAAUCAGUACUCUAGUAAAUAUGUAUAGGAUAACUGGGGAUGAUUGGGAUACAUGGGCGGAUGUUGAAGCACAUUUUGAUGUGUCAAGGGACUUUGCUGCAUCUCGCUUGAUUGGAGCAGAGGGGUUACUGGGGAAAUCAUGGCCGGACAUGGAUAUGCUACCACUAGGAGUACUAACUGAUGCUGGUGUAAAUGAAGGUCCACAUAGAAACUGUAGACUAACAUUUAAUGAACAGAGAACUCAGAUGACAUUAUGGUCCAUGGCCAGAUCUCCCCUAAUGUUUGGAGGCGAUUUGAGGCAGAUUGACUAUACUACCUUCUUUAUCAUCACACAUCCCAUCUUAUUGGAAAUUAAUUCUUUCAGCAAAAACAAUAUGGAGUUCCCAUUGGUUAGUUCAAUCAGGACAGUGAUGCCUAGUAGCCAUCAUCGACUCCGAAGCUCUUUGACCCCGGGUUAUAUGGAUGGAUCCAAUAAAGGAACAUUAGGUCUUACCAGCUGCAAGGAUCAGAAAGCAGGAAGCUGGCUAAUUAAAACUCAUAAUGGAGACAUGGAUCAAGUUUGCUGGAAAGGUCACUCAAGUGGAAAUAAAGACCCAGGUUUCUGUAUGUAUAAAAGGGAAUUAUUACCAUCAUUGGAUGAAGAGAACGAUUACAAGAAGCAUUAUCAAGGGAAGUUUCAUUUGCUACCAUCCAAAACAAAGGAUCACUGUUUGGAUUUGUCCAUCAAGAGAAAACCCACUGUGUGGAAUUCAAAUGAGAACACAACUUUCCCUUGUAAAUGGGAUACAAAACAGAUGUGGGAAUUAACCCAUGAUGGCAACCUUGUGAAUAGUUAUGCUGGACUUUGUGCGACAGUUAACGCUGAAAAAGGUAUGAUGACAACUAAAGGCAUCAGAUCAUGGAUUGCAACCGGAAGGAAAGGGGAAAUAUAUUUAUCCUUCUUCAACUUAAACCCCGAAUCCACCAUAAUAUCUGCAAACAUAAAAGAUUUAGCAAGCGUGUUAUCUCCAGCUUACUUCACGAAUUAUUUGUGCACAACCUUUGAAGUUUGGAGUGGAAGAGAACUGGGGAUUAUUAAUGAGAGACUGUCAAUGGAAGUUGGAAGUCAUGGUUGUGCAUUGUUCGUAUUGAAAUGCAGAUAGUGCGAGUCUCUUGGGUUUUAUGGAACGGUUGCUUAAGCUGAAAAGUAUAUUUGUUAGGUAUUGAAGUAAGGGUAAUUUAUAAAUUGUUAAAUAAAAUCGGGUUGUUAUUUAUUACUUCCCUUCCGUUU
Amborella trichopoda is the source of this 2487-nucleotide messenger RNA. RefSeq lists its product as uncharacterized. Lineage: Eukaryota; Viridiplantae; Streptophyta; Magnoliopsida; Amborellales; Amborellaceae. Gene Ontology annotation, biological process: carbohydrate metabolic process. Gene Ontology annotation, molecular function: hydrolase activity, hydrolyzing O-glycosyl compounds. The record is from RefSeq and is a predicted model, not a curated record.